GCAGCCACUGCGCAGCGGCGGAGACCGAGCCACGCCACCGACUGCCACGCCGCGCCUCGCCAUGCCACGCCGCCUGCUGCUCGUCGUGCUCGCAGGUGCGGCAUCGCUACUGCAGCCCAGCCGGUGGUCUGUGCACGCGAACAGCGACGCCAUCUGCCUGGAGGCGGCGCGCAACGCCACGCCGGACCCCGUGUGCGCCUCCAAUGGGCAGACUUUCCACAACUUCCUCGCCUACCGCUGCUACAUCCGCUUUUUCAAAGUGCGAGGCUUGAGCGUGAGGCGCGGCGCAUGCGCGGCUAACCCGGAGCCGGAGCACUGCGCGCUCGCGUUCGCCGUGUGGCGGCGCGUCUGCGGCAAGGACAACCGCACCUACUCUAGCGUCUGGGAGCUGCUCUGCCACGCCCAGACCACCGGCAUACCCAACAGCGUGCAGUACGAGGGUCCGUGCCGCGUGCGCUGCGCCGUCGGCCUCCACUUCGAGCCGGUGUGCGGUUCCGACGGCGCGACCUACCCCAACAUCGAGGCUCUCAAGUGCGCCGCCCUCGUGGACGGCAAUAUCACGAUGGCUGGGACCGGCGCAUGCGCAGACGAGGCGGGCGCCGUGGUAGCAGCGGAGUGUCGCGGCGGAGGUCCCGGCAGGGCGCAUGCGCAGCAGCCCAUUUGCGCCAACAACGGCGUCACCUACCCCAGCCUAGGCGCCCUGCUCUGUCUGCGACAGCACAAUCCCAGUCUGCGGAUCGUGCACGACGGGGCGUGCCAGCUGACCGACAUCCAUAUGCCGAACAACGCGCGCACCGUCUGCUACCUGGCGGACAACCAGGCCAUCUACCUGCCCAUCUGCGGCACCGACGGCGUAACCUACCCGAACCCCUUUGUUCUGCAGUGCGCCAAGGAAAGGGAGCUCAUUCCCUGGCUUGUGGAAGUGCUUCACGAGGGAGCGUGUGACCGGCCCGUGGAGCGAGGCGAGGACCCGUGCGAGGCGGCGGACCGCCUGCCCGCGGUCAUCGACCGGCCGCUCUUCUGCGCCUCCGACGGGCGCACCUACUACAACGCCAAGGCGUACUCCUGCGCCGUACACCUGCGGGGCACCUGGUUCCCCUACAGCAUCACCAAGGUGGGCAUCCCGUGCGACCCCUCGGACCACCCGUGCGAGCGGCUGCGGCUGGUGCCGGAGGCGCUGCAGGCGGCGCCCGUCUGCGGCAGCGACGGACUCACCUACGGCAACCCUCUGGCGCUCAUGUGCGCCAUGACCACCGCCACCGACGACCUGUCUGCUGUGCACAAAGGAGUCUGCCUGCCGGCUGAUGAUGAGGACGCAGGAGAAGAGGAACCAGGAGAAGGAGAAGGCGAAGACGUAGAGGAGGGCAGUACCGGCAGCGGCAGCGGCAGUGGCGGAGGCGGCGACGAGCAGGAGGGGUCCGGCGCGCAGACACCGCCGACCCCAGCAGCUGGCGACCCGGCGGACGUGGCCGCAGCCAGCUAGCAGCCGCCAUUGGCGCCAGUCGGCUAUGCUGCGGUCAGCUACAAGGAGCGUCAUGGGCGCGCUCUAAUAUUUCGCAUAAGGCACAGCCGAGUGAGACGUCCACGAUUAAACGAUAUCCCAGCGACUUGGUUAUCUGACAAACAAGACUUAACACUAUCCUGCCUGCAGUGUCCAUACAACCCAGUGCAUUUCUUUAGUGGUUACAAGACUCUUCCGUUGGGAUCACGUGACACUCUUUGUUGCAGCAGGAGAUGACAGCAAGGACUGGAUAUCGCUCAUUAGUCUCGCCACGCGUGGUAGCCGCGCGGUCAGGGGCGCAUUGCCACAGUUCGCGCGGCUCCCUUCGUCGGAGGUUCAAGUCCUCCUUCGAGCAUAGGUGUGUGUUAUCCUUAGCGUAAGUUAGUUUAAGUUAGAUUAAAUAGUGUGUAAGCCUAGGGGCCGAUGACCUCAGCAGUUUGGUCCCAUAGAAGCUUACCACAAAUUUCCUAAUUUCAUUAGUCUUGGCAAGUAUAAACAGAUGAUGGUGUGCUGUAAAUGCACAGGCUGAUCCGCAACUGAAAAAUCUAAUACUUUGAAGCUUAGUUAUCGCUUCUUCUCGUUUCUUAAGAAUAUGAUAAUAGUGUGGAGAUAUUUAGAGAAAAAAAAUUGUAUGAAAUAAGUUAGGGAGUACAAUGGACACUCUAGGAGAGAAUGUACGCAAAAUGAAUCUGCAAUGGGAAAAGUUGUAUUUGUAAAGUAAUUAGUUACAUUACUUCUAGUUGCCUAGAUUAUCAUUCUAGAGUAUCUGCUGUUGAUGUGUUUCAAGAGGAGUUAUUUAUAGAGAUUUCAGUUGAUAGAGACUCUGAAACUAAUAUUAGCACAAGUAAUGUGUAAGAUAUAACUGAAGAUUUCCUAAUGACAAGAGAAGAACCAACAACUGAAUAUUUUUCUGAGGCAUUGGUCAUUUAUUAUCCGAUCACAAGUAUAUGCUUCCCAGCUGAUUUAAAUGAUGUUCCACUAGCGCAGACGAAUAGUGUAGUAUAGAAAAGUGAAAAAUAGUUUUACAAAGUGGAGAAUCAAUUAUGUCAGCGUAUUAAAACCUGCCAAAGAAUGCAACAUUGUUUUGUCAGGACUUGAUGAAAACAUGA
Messenger RNA from Schistocerca americana (American grasshopper), 2610 nucleotides. RefSeq names its product agrin-like. Bases 62 to 1483 code for a protein of 473 amino acids. Gene Ontology annotation, molecular function: protein binding; serine-type endopeptidase inhibitor activity. The transcript is spliced from 9 exons. The record is from RefSeq and is a predicted model, not a curated record. NCBI's taxonomy places the organism in Eukaryota, Metazoa, Arthropoda, Insecta, Orthoptera, Acrididae.